AUGGCCAGUUGUGAACCAAGUUUCCAGGGUGAGAACCAGAGACCACAGCCUAACUGCUCAGGGUGCCCCCUAGAGGAGAGAGUGGUUGAAGUCGUCCCAGGACCAUCAGGCCCCUGUGCAGAGGGCAGCGCCCGGCCUCGAUCUGCUCGCCUGAAAAGGAAGAGGGAGUGGCCCACAGAGGAGGGGUCAGAGGAGGAGUCUGCCCCUGGGGCUCAGGACCUCUGGGUCGUGGAGACCCUGUGCGGGCUCAAGAUGAAGCUGAAGAGGCAGCGGGUGUCUUCAGUGCGACCUGAGCACCAUCAGGCCUUCACCAGGCUGCUCGAGGAUCCUGUCAUUAAAAGAUUCCUGGCCUGGGACACAAAUCUGAGGCUCUCGGACAAGUAUCUCCUGUCCAUGGUGAUAGCUUAUUUCAGCCGCGCGGGCCUCUUCUCCUGGCAGUACCGACGCAUUCAUUUCUUCCUGGCCCUCUACCUGGCCGUGGACAUGGAGGAGAAUUACCACGCCCCUAAACAGGCCAUGCUGUCCUUCCUCUAUGGAGAGAACAUCUGCUCCCAGCGCCCCUUGUUCCACAAACUGCGAUUCCAGUUCUUCCGUUCCAUGGACUGGAGGGCGAGGGUCACGCGCGAAGAGUGCGAAGAGAUCCAGGCUUUUGAUCCAGGGCUCUGGGUGUGGAGGCGAGAUCGCGCCCUCCUUUCCGAGACCACCUAA
Messenger RNA from Myotis daubentonii (Daubenton's bat), 708 nucleotides. Its product is annotated as speedy protein E4-like. The transcript has 6 exons. Gene Ontology annotation, molecular function: protein kinase binding. Gene Ontology annotation, biological process: positive regulation of cyclin-dependent protein serine/threonine kinase activity. The coding region runs from base 1 to 708 and encodes 235 amino acids. NCBI's taxonomy places the organism in Eukaryota, Metazoa, Chordata, Mammalia, Chiroptera, Vespertilionidae. The record is from RefSeq and is a predicted model, not a curated record.